AUGGGCUUUACAAACUACAUCUCCUUCCUCGAUCCGGCUACGGGUUCUCCGCGCAUCGGACACUAUGAGGAAAGUCAAGAUAGCAUUCAGCCUCUAUCUUUCGCUUCGGGCACACCCAUCUCCAACCUUUAUCAAGUCAUUGAGGCAGGCGAGGAGAACAUAGUGGCUGUCAGCCAGCCGCUCGCCUUUUCCUCAACCAAUAUCCUCCCACCCAUUACCGGCCGCGACAUUCUAGCUGUUGGCAAAAACUACUCGGAGCACGCGAAAGAAUUCAAUAGCUCUGGGUACGACAGCUCCGACAAGUUUGACAUCCCCACGCACCCUGUGAUCUUCACCAAACGGGCAACAUCGAUCAUCGCCAAUGGAGAAGAAAUCUACCCACAUCCGGAGUUUACCAAGAGCCUCGAUUACGAAGGGGAGAUUGGUGUUAUCGUCGGUAAAGCUGGUUUCCGUAUCAGCGAGCAGGACGCGUUAAACCAUGUUUGGGGCUACACAAUCAUCAAUGACAUGACCGCACGGGAGAGGCAGCGAGACCACAAGCAGUUCUACAUCGGAAAAUCGGCAGACACAUUCUGCCCAAUGGGUCCGAUUGCCGUUCCCUUUAAGCAUCUGCCAAAAGUUCUCCGUGUCCAGACGCACGUGAACGGCGAGCUCAAACAGAAUGCUACGACAGAAGAUCUGAUCUUCUCGAUACCACAUCUGAUCACGACGCUCUCGGAGGGACAAACGCUGCAGCCAGGCGACGUGCUCGCAACCGGGACCCCUGCCGGCGUUGGUAUCGGCAAGAAGCCGCCAGUCUUCUUGAAGCCCGGCGACGAGAUCACCGUUUCCGUAACUGGGCUGGGCUGUCUUCGAAACAAGAUCGCCUCACCAUCCUCCACAAACUACACCGUUGAGCGCGUGGAAAGCGAAUCCUCCGUCCCCGUAACCAAUCUCAGCAAAUCCCCAGGUGGCAGUGGGCUGGCCACGAUAAACGGCAAGAAUCUCCACUACGAGUCCCUCGGGUGCGCAGGCAGCGCCCCGAUCGUGUUCGUCCACGGGCUCGGCGGGACGCUGGAAUACUGGAAACCGCUAAUCACCGCGCUCUCGCUAGCCGAGACUCACUCGCUCCACCUCUUCGAUCUCGAGGGCCACGGCCUCUCGCCGACAUCGGCCCUGAGCACCUUGAGCAUCUCCUCCUUCGCUGAAGACGUCAAAGGCGUGUUCCAGCACGCCGGCAUCUCUUCGGGCGCGACGCUGGUGGCGCACUCCAUGGGCUGCCUGAUCGCAAUGUACUUCGUGCUCGCCAACCCGGGGCUCGUGGAGAAGCUCGUUUUGGUCGGCCCGCCGCCUUCCCCGCUCCCCGAGGCGGCCAGCAAGGGCUCUUAUGCGCGCGCUGAGAUUGCACGGACCGAAGGCAUGGCCGCCGUCGUCGAUGCCGUACUUUCCACCGGGGUCUCUGACCACACGAAGAAGUGCAAUCCCGUUGGCGUGGCGGCUGUGCGGUUGUCGUUGCUUGGUCAAGACCCAGAGGGCUACGCGAAAGCGUGUGCGGCGCUGGCUGGGGCGACGGAUACGCUUGACUAUGACAGCAUAAGCGCGGAGACGAUUGUCAUUACCGGUGAUGAGGAUCAAGUGUCGCCGCGAAAGUUGUGCGAGAAGUACGCUGAGAGUGUUUCGAAGACACGAGACCUGGUGGUACUGAGGAAUGUGGCACACUGGCACGUGUUCGAGGAUUUGGCUGGUGUUGCGGGCGCGCUAGAAAAGUUUCUCUAG
Molecule: messenger RNA, 1755 nt
Organism: Coniosporium apollinis CBS 100218
Lineage: Eukaryota; Fungi; Ascomycota; Dothideomycetes
Exons: 3
Coding region: 1-1755 (584 amino acids)
Molecular function (GO): acetylpyruvate hydrolase activity
Source: RefSeq, a predicted model, not a curated record